AUGAUCUCCCUACCUGCUUUAACCGGUGACAUUACCAUAGCUGCAGCCAAGGAUGCUAAGCUAUCCGAGCCUGUGAGACGGCCAAUUGAACCUGUCGGGAAGCACUUCCUGCACCACGCGCAGAGAAUUUUGAGAAACCAUACUUGGUCCGAAUUUGAGAAGCUCCAAGCCGAGCAAAACGUUAAGCAAGUCGAGGACUCAAACGUCGACCCUGAUGAGCUACUUUUCGACGAGGAGCUUGUGGAUGAAGACCUCUUGACGCUAGAGGCCAGAGACUGGAAGUCCGCGGAUCUGUAUGCCGCCAUGGGUCUGUCCAAGCUGCGCUACAAGGCUACACAAGCGCAGAUCAUCAAAGCGCACAGAAAGCAGGUCCUAAAACACCACCCCGACAAGAAGUCCGCCGCCGGUGCCUCUUUGGAGGAGGAUAACUUCUUCAAGAUCAUCCAGAAGGCCUUCGAGACCCUGACGGACCCUGUCAAGCGCGCGCAGUUUGACUCGUGCGACUUCAACGCUGACGUCCAGCCACCAAAGAAGGGCUCUCACGUGGACUUCUUCGAGGGCUGGGGCCCUGUGUUUGAGGCCGAGGCGCGCUUCUCGAAGAAGCAGCCGGUGCCUAGCCUGGGCACUAUCGAGUCCUCCAAGGAGGAGGUCGAGAAGUUCUACAGUUUCUGGAACAGAUUCGACUCCUGGAGAUCGUUCGAGUUUCUUGACGAGGAGGUCCCAGACGACUCGUCGAACAGAGACCACAAGCGUUACAUCGAGCGCAAGAACAUUGCUGCCAGAAACAAGAAGAAGACGGCUGAUAACGCCCGUCUUGCCAAACUGGUCGAGCGCGCCAUGUCCGAGGACCCACGUAUCAAGACCUUCAAGGAGGCCGAGAAGCGCGAGAAGGAGCGCCGCAAGUGGGAGCGCGAGGCCGGCGCCCGCGCAGAGGCCGAGGCCAAGGCCAAGGCAGAGGCCGAGGCCAAGGCUGCCGCCGAGGCUGCCGCUGCAAACGCCGCUGCCGCCAAGGCCGACAAGAAAAAGGCCAAGGAGGCCGCCAAAGCCGCCAAGAAAAAGAACAAGCGUGCGAUCCGGAACGCGCCCAAGGACGCUGAGUACUUUGGCGACGCCGCUAGCGCCGCCGCCAUCGAUGAGCAGGUCGGCCACAUUGUUGAUGCCCUUGAGGAUGAGCAACUCGGCGAACUUGUUGAGAGCAUUAAGGCCGACGCUAAGGCCGCCCUGCAGGGCGCCGCCAAGGGCCUUGCCGACGCCGGCAAGCUGCCCGCGUCCCUGCUAUCCUACUUUUUGUAG
Molecule: messenger RNA, 1293 nt
Organism: Eremothecium gossypii ATCC 10895
Lineage: Eukaryota; Fungi; Ascomycota; Saccharomycetes; Saccharomycetales; Saccharomycetaceae
Gene: ZUO1
Product: zuotin
Exons: 1
Coding region: 1-1293 (430 amino acids)
Biological process (GO): 'de novo' cotranslational protein folding; regulation of translational fidelity
Cellular component (GO): cytosol
Molecular function (GO): ribosome binding; Hsp70 protein binding
Source: RefSeq, marked provisional